Ilyonectria robusta is the source of this 2193-nucleotide messenger RNA. RefSeq lists its product as uncharacterized. The coding region runs from base 1 to 2193 and encodes 730 amino acids. The transcript is spliced from 5 exons. The record is from RefSeq and is a predicted model, not a curated record. Gene Ontology annotation, molecular function: protein binding. Lineage: Eukaryota; Fungi; Ascomycota; Sordariomycetes; Hypocreales; Nectriaceae.
AUGCCGAGGAGUUUGUCAUGCAUCUUGUGCGGUGCUGGUAUCGACGCUUCAACGUCCGCGCCGGCGUGGAAUGACUGGAAGCGCAAAUUUCAAGCCAUAUACAUUUGCCGCAAAGAGUGGAAUGCAGCUCGCAUUUCUGGCAUUGGGAUGCGCCAGAAUUUACAGGAUCUCAUCCCGCUCGACGAGUCAAACAGAACGUAUGAUGUGUCCGACUCCAUCGUCGACCAGUCUUGGAUCGCAGUCGAGCUUUUGGAAGGCUACUAUGGCACACUUAUGCCCCGCCAAAACACACUAGAGGAACACUCGUGGUUUCUGGGAUUUCCUCUGCAUACGUGUUGUUGGGAUAUCCUAUCCGUCAACGGCCGCUACGAAAGCCAAGCAGCCAUCCAGGCUCUCUUUGAUGUCUGCGCAUCGCAGCCCGUCCAGUCUGGUGCGCUGAACUGGAAUCAUGACUACGGCGGAUUCUUCCGCUAUCAAGUGGACAUCCAAAACCUCUUUCCUGGUGAAGAGCCUGAGUUGAGUGACAGGCGGAUUCAGAACUCGUCGUAUGAAUCAGACCCUGCCCAGAUUCCCGAGCUGCGUCGACUUGCAUCCAAUGGCGAUAAUGGGCUUUCAAACACACACCAUGACCUUGGCCAGAAGCCGAAGUUUUAUACGCCAAACCCCAGUGAUCCAUUCCAACUCCUACCCUCCGACCUUCUAGUCGAAAUUUUAGUUUGGCUACCAUCGAACGACGUAGUCAGUCUUCGGCUGGCUUCGCGGGAAUUUGCAAACGCCGAGCUGCCAAACGGGUUUUGGCGAUCGAGGUUCUGGCCCGGCCGGGAGCUCUCUCACAUUUUUGAAACCGAACAAUGGGCGACAGCUGGAAGAUGCAAAUCACUAUUUACUGAAAUCAAAGUCUUGCGAGCGCUCCCAUCCAUGUUGAACAGAGAGCGGGUAUGGGCCCUAGCCUCUCGCAUCAAUGACUUGGUUCAGACGAGAUUAGAAGCACAGGUGUGCCAUGGAUCUCCCUGUUCCUCCAUUUUAGAGCCCGAUGCGCCGUAUUCCGGUCAACCAUGGCGCACAGCAGAGCUUCAGGUGCGCCGUUCGUCUUUUUUUUCGGAUGAUGCGUUUCGCAAAGGUUCAAUAGCGAUGUAUGGAAGGAUGAUGGAACUUGAGUGCCCAAUCUCCAGGAUCCAGGUAUCAUCUGUCCGGCUCAGUGCCAAGGCAUAUGUCUCUGGCCUUCGUAUCACGCAGGAGAAUGGCGACGAAACUCAGCUGGGAUAUCAUCACCCGCGGCAAGAGGUUGAUGCCACUUGGGAUGAUACCCUGAAGCCACCGGGGCCCCUCGUUGGGUUUGAUGCCGCACUUGAUUCCCGAGGAGUCCGCGGCAUUCGCUUUCUGUCGGCCCAGGCCAUGUCAUGCUGGAUUGGAGACCAUGAAGCACUCAUCCAGACAAAAGUCACUUGUGAGAAUUCAAAUUCUGAUUCAACACAAUUCAUCCAGGGCAUCAAGGGAGGAUUCGAUGCCUUGAAACUCGUGUAUUUGUCUAUACGUGGCCCCAGAGAAGGCAUCGAACAGCCUACAACACCUCGUAAGGAAGGGUGUAACAGGAUUAUCCCAAACGACGGCUCUAUGUUGUGGUACCCCCAGCUACCAGAUCCGAGACUACUCCUUCCGAGUGUUGCAAACAGGAACACCCGAAUUUACCCCCAUUUUCCAAACUCACUGUGCUUGUUUGGCGGUACAGACGGGCAAUUCCUUCCAUAUCUGGCUGGAAUCAGUGUUUGGGUGAAUGACAGAUCUGAUCUUCGCUGUGGUUAUUUCAGCAUUUCAGCCAUCGUGUUUCACUUCAGUAAACCUGUCGACGGUACCAAUUCAAUGCUCCUUGGACAAAUUCCGCAAUCACGCAUCGAGGGCACGCAGCGACACAAAUUUACCCUCGACUCUAUGAACGGUGAGCGAAUAAAUGGUGUCGACGCCACAUACGCAGGAUAUGGAAAUAUGAUUGUCGCCAUUACUUUCUACACAAACUAUGGUAGAACCAUCGAGAUUCACCCACGCUCGAGAACGUAUCUUGGCACCUUUCUCCGCAACAAGACUUUUUCAAAACAGCUGCGGCCGAAGGGGGGGACUAUUGUGGGAUUUUACUCCGUGGUGGCAAAAGCGCGACACUUGGCUCCAGACGCUGGGCAUCGCAUGUUCGACGUCUAA